Molecule: messenger RNA, 804 nt
Organism: Micromonas pusilla CCMP1545
Lineage: Eukaryota; Viridiplantae; Chlorophyta; Mamiellophyceae; Mamiellales; Mamiellaceae
Exons: 1
Coding region: 1-804 (267 amino acids)
Source: RefSeq, a predicted model, not a curated record
AUGGCGGCGGCGCUCAUCGCCCCCCACCUCCCCGGCUGCGCGUACGCGAGCGCGCUGUGCAUCGUCAUCAACGGCAUCGCGAGGACGCCCAAACGCUCCCGGCGGCUCAUCAGCGGCACGCCGCUGUAUUUGUAUCAGGUGGCGCUCGCGUUCCAAAUCCUCGUGUACCCCGCGCUGACGCUCUCCGCGUGGAGCGCGUCGCGCGGCGGGCUGUACUCCGUGUCGUGGCUGAAGGACGGGUGGGGCUCGAACGCGAUGGCGGACGCGAAGCUCUACGAGCGCGCGUUCAUGUGCGCGGUCAUGGGGUUCAUGGUGAAAGACCUGUACUUGUUCAAAGACGACGCGCUCUUCUUCCUGCAUCACGUCGUCGCCAUCGUCGGCCUCCUCCUCUUCUUCGUCGUCCCCGCGGGGUUGGGGUCGUUCAUCUUGGGCACGACCAUCUUCGAGCUCGGGAACUUCACGUUCAACAUCGCGCUCGUGUACGGCAAAGACAGCGGGCGCGCGACGUCGGGGCGGACGAAGCACCUCGCGGAGGUGUGCUACGCCGUCGGGAUGCCGCUCUCCAACGUCGUCGGCGGCGCGAUGUUUCUCUGGUUCGCCACGUUCCCGGGGCUGAAGGGCACGUCUUGGGUGUACGGCCUCGGUGCGAUGUGGUUCGGGUUGAUCGCGGGGAGGUUGCUCGUCGUGUACGGUAGGUGGGGGGCGUACGUGGAGAGCAGGAAGCUCGGGAGCGCGCGAGGGCCGGGCGGGGAGAGGAGAAGCGCGAGGAUCGCCGCGGCGCCGGCGGGUCCGAAACGCGAGUGA